Molecule: messenger RNA, 387 nt
Organism: Notothenia coriiceps (black rockcod)
Lineage: Eukaryota; Metazoa; Chordata; Actinopteri; Perciformes; Nototheniidae
Product: voltage-dependent R-type calcium channel subunit alpha-1E-like
Exons: 1
Coding region: 97-387 (96 amino acids)
Source: RefSeq, a predicted model, not a curated record
AUGGACUAAAACUGAUCUCAGCACCGCGCCCUGCUGCUUUCCAGGAGUCUAUAACCUCCUUUUUUUUCUCCUCCCUUCCUCCUCUUUUCCUCCAGAAUGGCCCGGUUUGGAGACGAGGUCCCGGGCUUGCUGAGCUCCGGGGAUGGAGGCUCCGAGCUGCACCGGAUCCGGGAUGGAGGGGGUCUCUCCACAGGGGGCAUCUCUCCCGCUUUUAAACAGACCAAAGCGCAGCGUGCGCGCACCAUGGCACUGUACAACCCAAUCCCGGUGCGCGAGAACUGCUUCACCGUCAACAGGUCGCUCUUCAUCUUCGGAGAGGACAACGUGGUGCGGAAGUACGCCAAGAAAAUCAUCGAGUGGCCAUAUCCUUUUAUUCCUCUGGUGUGA